UAGCCAAAACGCCAGACAUCAACGCAACCGCUACACUUAGCCACAGUAUCGCGGACGGACGACGAUGAGAAGACAUCGCAGGCACAAAUAUCUAAAAAUUUUCACAACUUCAAUUGGAUAAAACAUACACGGCACAAUUAAUUGUCUACACAAAAGUUUAUUAUACAUAAAAAUCGGCAAAAUUUUGCAGUUACCAAAGGAAAAUCGUCAAAAUUCGCCAGCAAUAGUAAAACAGAAAUACAGGAGGAGCAAGUAACAUAGCAAAAAUUACAACGUUUCGUCGGAAAUGUGAACAAAUUUCUGAAACAAAAUAAAAAUCCAGAAAAUUUGCCGAAAUUUGCAAAAUUAUUUAGCAUUUGGUUGCCGGUAAAUCAAUUUUGCAAUAACCGUUAGCAGCAGUGUAAGACAAAGUCCGCGUAUACUCGGAAAAACACAAAAAAAAAUUAAAUUGUUUUCUAAAAAAUCUACUAUAAAAAUACAGCAGCAAUAGAUGAGACAAAAUAAAAAUUUAACAACAAAUAGCCGCAGUUCGCAGUCUACAUACGCAGGAGCAGCAACACCAACCCCGGAGAAAUUUGGCAAAUAAAAAAUUCAACUUUAACUAAUUUUCAACUCUGAAUAGUUUUUAUAAUUUUUACGCCUUAGUGAAUUCGUAUUAAGUUUAGUUUUUCAAUAUUUGCUUAAAUAAAUUUUAAACACUUUUACGCUUUUACUUCCGCAUUUUAAUAUAGUUUUGUUUACUAUAAAUAUUAGUACGCGCGUUUAAGUUAGUUUGUUGUACGAGGUAAUAAGCUACAAUUUAAAGUAAAAACUAAAAAACUAAUAAUAAAGCCCAAUAUACAGUGGGUGCAUCGAAAAAAAAACUAUUAAAAGACUGUUCCGAGUGUGCAGAGCAUUUGUACUUUAAAACACAGAAAAAUAUAAAAGUACACUUAGCCAAUUAAUUUAAUAGAAAGUCGAGAAGACAAAUAUACUUUAAAGAAAUAAAUAUAUGAUAAGCGAUAAAAGACGCCUGAUUUUGUGAUUGAGAUAUAUUACGAGAAAAUAGCAUAAAAGUGAGUGCUCGCCGAAAACUUUGAUUCGAAACUGUGUUUUGCAAGAAAAUUGCAUUUUGCACUUUGGAAAUUUCUCUGUGUGACCCCCAGGUGUGUGUAAUGAUUGUAUAAAAAAUGCAGCAUUAUGACGCGGCGCGCGCAAAUCACCUAACUAAUUACUUGAAGACAUUUGAUAAAGGUGUUGAAAAUAAUACUUGAAAAUAUUAAGUGAUUCAAAUAAGGAAUAAACACAAAUCAAGUGUGAAAAAUACUCAAAGGAGUGUAGAAAAAAAGCACACACAACAAUAACAAAAGCAAACUGAAACUAAGUGAGUGAGAACAGCAACGAAGUGACAAUCGCAGAGUAAUAAAAAAAAUUUUAAAAAUUAGACAGCAAGCAAGCCAAACAAAACAUAAAACAAAAGUCAAAAAACAGUACGACGAUUAAAAUUUAAACCUUCAAAAUAUUUUACUAACUCAGCUAAAUAUUUUUGAUAACAACAAACACACAUUAAACACAGCAUCAUCAAUUAUAAAGGGAAAAACAACAUAAGCAAUCUAUUUCAAUCUGUUUACUUGCAAACUCCGUUAACUACAACUACAAGUACUAUAGUCCGAUAAUCAAAGGAUUUGCUAUUCAUCUAUACACAAAUGCGGUAAGGCGAUUUCAAGCGUAACGCCUAGGUUGUGAAAACUUGGAACAAACGAAAAAUCUGAUUGUUUUAUGGAGCUUUUUAUAAGGAGCGCAAUUAGAAUGUCUAAAAACAUAAAAUUUUAUUAAGCAUAAACUGUGUGCAGAAGAUAAGCUCAGCGCUGUGAAAACAUUUAGAUCAAACAAUUUUCACUGUCUAAUAAAAGGUAAAAAUUGUGAAGACAAUAACAAAAAAUCUGCUUCCAUAAGCAAGAAGGAAAAUUACAUAUAUUGUGCCUAAAAGUCAUUUCUAGAAUAAAAGAGAUUUCUUCAACGUAAACUUCGAAUUGAUUUCUGCUGCAACUUAAUACGCUUACGACGCAUUUAAAAUUAGUUUCGAAAAGAACUUAAGUAAAGAAAAAUAUUAUUUUUUAUGUAUAAAACAUAUUAAAGAGUAAUUGAAACUUUAGCAAGUCAAGUCGUUUUUAGAAAAAGGCUAUUGUGGAAAACCUGCUUUGCCAACAGCUAUUGCGAACUUGCUCAGCAGCACAGCGCAUACACGUGGCCAAUUCUUCAACUUUCUAAACUAAUAACCAUAGCGAACGCAACGAACGCAGCGGCGACCAGAAAAGGCGGUAAAACUUUCAAAAAGGAAGGCGAAUAUAUAAAACUAAAAGGAGUAAAAUUGAUUUAACAACAAUAACUAGCAAAGCAAUUUAUAUUACAUAGCAACAGGAGAUCAUUCGUACGGCAGCAGCCAAGCUCCAGUCUAGUGUGUAUACAAGUUCCACUCACCUACACGCCCACUCUCCCUCUCUUUCUUUGUAUCUCUCUCAGUCCAUCGUCUCUCGUUCGCUUCAACAUUUGCACGCAAAUAAAGUGCAUUGACUAGAUUGCAAUUUAGAAUUAGUCGUUGCAAGCUCGUGACUUGUUUUGCAUUAUAAUUGUGCAGUGGCGAAUAGCUCGCAGAAAACGAACACCAACACAUUUGCGCGCACACACCACUAACAACUAUCGGCAUUCAUAGCACAUCGGUGAGGAGUAAGUCGUAGCGAUCGUAAGUGUUGAACAACAACAGCAACAUCAUCCACACCUUAACCCCGCUACCAUAAUCGGAUUAAUCACUACUACAACGUCGGUUGCAAUACAGCAACAAUACCGGCUAGAAUCAUUCGUGUGAUCGGUUAACGAUCGGCGCUGCAAUACAAAUUGCAUCGUUGCAUUCGAUUGCACUUUUCGUGUUCGUGUUGAGUGCACGCUCUCACCAUCUCAUUCUGCGCUUUUUAACGGAAACCGGCCCCAACAAGCAAGCCGGCAACCACCACUAUCUACACUACCACAUAUUCAAUUUUGAUCAUUUCAUUGUGAAUCGCAUACUUUGGCGCGCACACGCAAUUGCUUUUCGCUUUGAAACGAAGCUGUUCGGUUGCACCACAUUGCACGAUCGAUUGCAAGACGAGAAAGUGCAUCCGAUUCAACGAUUUUUUUACGGAUUUGAAUUUGACAUCGGUGGUAUUGGCCCAACGACGAAUCAGUCAGUCAGUUAGUGUGCAAAUAAGCAGCGAGAGAACGAAAGCGCUGACGACGGCCGGCGUGAACGUAUUUGUUGCGAAUCAAAAUUUAGACAAAAAUAAUCACUCAUAAAAGGAAUAAUUGGCAUAAUUAUAAUAUAGCAUAGGAAUAACCAAGUAACAGGAGGAAAUACAAAACGGAAAAUCUUUGGAUAAGCGACGACUGGAUAAACAAAGUGGAAAACUAAAAUUUUUUUCAACGGCCAAGUGCAACGACUUUCAUUCAUUGCAACCAACGAAGUUCAACGCUAGCAGUACAGCCGCAGCAAUAGCAGUCGGAAGAGCACCAGCAGCAGCAGCAGCAACAGCAGAAAUCUCAUUGCAUUCGUAUUACUUGACGAUCCGUGACGCGUUCCCUCGUACAAAUACCCAUUGUCGUUCCAGAUUCGCGUUUCGCUUCGUGUGAUCGCCGCGUGGCAACGUGCAGUUCACAUCUGCAAUCUACACGGUCAGAGUCAUCGAAAUUGGCAAAUCGACAAACUGAAAAAAUCAGCAUAUAAACGCAAACAAAAAAACGUGUUCAAAGUGCUUUGAAAUAGUGUUGAACUUCUGCAGAGUAUACUACGAGAAAAAAAUUAAAUAAAAAGGAAAAUUAAUUAAAGAAAUUUUAAUAAACAAAACAAAACUCUAAAAAAUCAAACAAUUUUUUGUGGUGUAAAAAUUUAGCCGAAACAAAGUAAAAAAAAAACAAACCCCACUACAACAAAGCAAAGAGAAAAAACCAUCAACGUGUUCUUUUAGUGAAAUUUUAUACAUUUGUUUGAAUAUUUUUGUGUGCAUUGCCCAUUUUGUUUUAGUUUUAUACUAUUUGUUGUUAAAUACUACAAUACAUCACAAAAAAAAAUAUAUAUACACACACAUUCGACAUACUUAGAACAGUCAAACAGCAGUUAAAACUUUUUUUGGUGGUGUUUCUUCGUGCCUACACAUUAGCUCAUUAGGAUCAGCAGUGCAUAAGGAUUACAACAACAAGUCUGUCUACAUUUUCAUACGUGCAUUAAGGAUAUAGCAACACUAAAAAGUAAAAUGGCGGAAGGCAAUGGCGAACUGGUAGAUGACAUCAAUCAAAAAUCAGAAGAUCGCGGCGAUGGUGAAAGAACGGAAGAUUACCCAAAACUCUUGGAAUAUGGCUUAGAUAAAAAAGUUGCUGGUAAACUUGAUGAUAUUUACAAAACAGGUAAAUUAGCGCAUGUCGAAUUAGAUGAGCGCGCACUAGACGCGCUCAAAGAGUUUCCGGUUGAUGGUGCCUUGAAUGUAUUGAGUCAGUUCCUCGAAUCAAAUUUGGAACAUGUAUCAAAUAAGUCUGCGUAUUUGUGUGGUGUUAUGAAAACAUAUAGACAAAAGAGCCGUGCCAGCCAACAGGGAGUACCAACGCCAGCGACCGCAGUUCAAGUGAAGGGACCAGAUGAGGAGAAAAUCAAAAAAAUUCUCGAAAGAACUGGCUACUCCUUAGAUGUGACCACUGGUCAACGCAAAUAUGGCGGACCACCACCUAAUUGGGAUGGUCCAACACCCGGCAAUGGCUGCGAAGUUUUCUGUGGGAAAAUUCCAAAAGAUAUGUUUGAGGAUGAAAUUAUACCGUUAUUCGAAGAGUGCGGUACAAUAUGGGACCUUAGACUAAUGAUGGAUCCGAUGACGGGUACAAAUCGUGGAUAUGCAUUUGUAACCUUCACGACGCGUGAAGCGGCUUCAAAUGCCGUACGACAGCUGAAUGAUUUUGAAAUUCGGAAAGGCAAAAAGAUUGGUGUUACGAUAUCAUUUAACAAUCACCGGCUUUUUGUCGGCAAUAUUCCUAAGAAUAGAGAUCGUGACGAAUUAAUUGAGGAAUUUACGAAACACGCACCUGGCCUUAUCGAAGUGAUCAUCUACAGUUCACCAGAUGACAAGAAGAAAAAUCGUGGAUUCUGCUUUCUCGAAUAUGAAUCACACAAAGCGGCCUCGUUAGCAAAACGAAGACUUGGCACUGGUAGAAUUAAGGUUUGGGGAUGUGAUAUCAUUGUCGACUGGGCUGAUCCGCAAGAGGAACCAGACGAGCAAACAAUGUCAAAGGUGAAGGUCUUGUACGUGAGAAAUCUGACACAAGAUGUUAGUGAGGAGAAAUUAAAGGAGCAAUUCGAGCAAUAUGGCAAAGUUGAGCGCGUUAAGAAAAUCAAAGACUAUGCAUUCGUGCAUUUUGAGGAUCGUGAUAGCGCCGUGAUUGCAAUGCGCGGCCUCAAUGGCAAAGAGAUCGGCGCUUCUAAUAUUGAGGUAUCGCUUGCCAAACCACCAUCAGACAAGAAGAAGAAGGAGGAAAUCCUACGUGCACGCGAACGUCGCAUGAUGCAAAUGAUGCAAGGACGUCCCGGUCUUGUCGGCUAUGAACAAUUAUCUCCAUACAGAAACUUGUCGCCUACACAUCCCAACAUGAUGUCUUUAACUGCGCCCAUGCGCCUGCCUGGUGGUCCACGAAUACCGCUGCGCGCACCAAUUCCACGCGAUUACGAAGAAAAAGUUGAAAGAAGCACGAAAAGAAUACCACAGCAAAAUUUUUCCCAAUUUAUAGAUUAUGAUUACGACUUUUAUGGUUAUUCGGAUUAUCGUGGCGGCUACAAUGAAUCCUAUUACGACGAAUUUUAUCACACCUAUGAUGGAGAAUACUUCUUUGAUUAUCCACCGAGCGGUGUAACACCAUUGCAAACUGGUGGAGCCGCUGGUGGACUGCAGAGAACAGCCAGAAACAAUGUGGGGGUUGGUCGUGGACGUGGAAUCACGGCCACGCGUGGCCGAGCCGUUGGGCUCCGUGGCAACAUCAACCGUCAGGGGGCCCCUCAAGCGGCGGCGGCGGUGGUGGCGGCGGCGGCGGUGGCAGUUCAGCGGGGGGCCACCGCUCAGGGGGCUCAGGCAGCAACCGGGGGGGUCCGUGGGGUGGGACAAAUGCGUCCCAGCGCUCGUGGCACCCAGCACGCCAAGCCGCUACAAAAUUUACCAGUAGUCGGUAAACGUAAAUUUGAUGGAGGUCACCAAAAUCCUGCAGAUAUUAAGCGACGUUACCCGAGCGGUCUAAUCGGAAAUGGCAGUUGGGGCAGUAUACCGUUACCACAACAACCACUGGGCACCAAUGGCGAGCAAUGGUACACAGAUACAUUUCCAACUUGGAGUUAAACAACAAAAACAACUACAACAAGAACAAUAAUAAUAACAACAGCAUACACAAAUUUUAAAACAUCAAACAACAAACACAACUACUACCACUGCAGUAACAACAAUAGCUGCAAUAAUAAGAGCGAUUACAUAGGAGAAAUCACCAAUAACAAGAACAACUUUAAAAGCAUUAACAACUAUACUCGUUUACAUACAUAUUACAACACUUGUUUGAGUGCAAAGUCAGUGUUAUGUAAGGGGAGGGAAAAGCUAUUGGCUAUAAUGCAAAAGAAAAACAUAUAGCAAUAACAACAAUAACAAAUACAACCACAACACUUUAUUUACUCAAUAAGCAUAAGAAGAAAAGAGAUAUAAAUAGAAAGACAACACCAACAUCAAAAUGAAACUGAAAAUUAGAAACAGCAAAAGCGUUAGAUAUUAAAAAUACAAAUACUUAAUUGCAACAAAAAUACUAAUACUUGCAUACAAAACACAGUUGACAUGGCGAUUUGUUUGCUUAAUGUUUUAUAAUCUCAAACAGACAUACGACCAUAUGUAUCCAUAUAGAAAUUUAUGAAAAAAUGAUCAGAAAGUUUUAGGGACUUACCACAUGUAGAGUGACAAUGCAAUGGAAAAUUGGAAAAUGAUAAAAUGAUAAAAUGAUGUCCAAACUUGAAAAUCACAAUAGAAGUCAGUGCGAAAAAUUAUAAUAAUUAACAAUAUGAACGAGAUGUAGGUAUGCAUGUGCGUAUGUACGUAUGUAAGUGCACACAUGCAUAAAUACAUAAACCACAUAUAACGUAUAUCGCAACUAUCUAAACUUUAUAGCAGUCCAAUUAAACCAAAACACACACCCACUUACAUACGUAUAUACAAGAAUGUAAAGAGAAUGAGUUUUAAAGCAGCAAGAAAAAAAUAUGUAUAACGAAAUAUCAAUGAUUUUCCGUUGCGAAAGUUAGUACAUAAUUCAGAAAAAAAGAAAAAAUAAAAACAAAAAUAACAGAAAAUAAAUAGUAGUGCUGUACUCAUUUGAAAAUUCACGUCCGUAAAUUUUGCAAAUAAAAAUAAAUUAUUUAAACAUGUAUGUAUGUAAUUGUAUACCUUUUAAACUAAAGUGUAGACAAAAUUCAGCCAAGUAAAAAUAUUAAAAUUAAAUGUAUGUAUGUAUUAAGUAGCAACAGCAUACAAUUUUAACUGGUUUAUUUCUGGAAGCUUACUUCGGCUUAUCUGGGCAUUUUAAAUUGCGUAUGUCAUAACAAUAAAAACAAGCAAAAUAUUAUAAUAAACUUUUAAGUACCACAAAACACAAACAAGAACAAAAAAAUGAGUGAAUUAAAAAAUUGAAUUUUAAAAUGCAUUACUACUGCUCUACCAUGAAAACACACAACAAAUUAUAAUGAAAAAGAAAGAAGUAAGCAUUAAAAGUUACCAGAAAAAGCAACUUAUGCCGGAAAAUCAUUGUGCAAAGAAAUGACUUAUGACGUGUAGCCCCCAUAGCAGACGUCAAACAAUAAUGAAGCGAAGGCAUACUUGCCUUCAUAUUAUCUAAUUGAUUAGUACUAUUUCGAUACGCAGUUUUUAUACACCAUUAUAUACAAAUGCAGACAAGAUUGAAAGUAAUAAUACAAAUAACUAAAUAAAAUGUAAUAAAAUGUUUGAUAGCGAAAACCUCUCACUCAAAUAUUGUAAAUAUGUUGCAGAGUAAUUUAAAAACCAACAAAUUCAUAUAUUCAAAUAUAAAUAAAUAAUACCAAAUUACAAAGAAUGCGAAUUGAUGUUAAAGAAAGAAGUAUAUUCACGAGUCUUGAGCGAAAACUUGCAAAAAAAUACAAAAAAAAAUACUUUGAAAAUUCAAAAAGCUAAGCUUGGCGAAAAAAAUUGACUGAAAAUUGAAAAUUCUUAAAAGUUAUAUAUAAAAAAAUUACGUACAUAUAUAAUGGAUAAAAAGCGUACUAAUGAGAAUGAAUUGAUACAUUUUAAAUUGCAAUUAAAUGAUGCAAUUUAACAAAAAUUAACGGAAUACGGUGUUUUUUUUUCAAAAAGUGUGUGGUAACAUGUGAAGUUAUUAUAUAACGUCAACAUGUUGAAUGUAAUGCAAAAAAUUUAAUUACAAUUUUUUAAAACUAAAAAGUACCAUAAUGAAAAAAAACAAACAAAAAAGCAUUUCGCUUAAAAAAAAUUCUCAAAAAUAAUUUUCUUUAUUGAAUUUAUGGUUGUUAAAAAACUUUUUUUUUGAUAAGUUUGUAACAAAUUAAAUAUUGUUCACAACUUUUUAUACAAUUUUGAAUGAGUUGAAGUUCUGCAACUGUCUUGGCCUUAUACAAAGAAAGAACAUUUUUUUCGUGCCCUUUUUUGUUUAAAUUUUUUUUUUUUUUAAUUUCGAUAAACAUGCAAUUAAUUGUUGGUGUAUGUUAUAAAAUCGGACAUUCUAUUAAAACACAGAAAUCGAUAGACCACUUUUUAUCUCUCGAAACAAUUGAGAGGCGUAGAUAAUUACAAAAUAAAAACAAGCAAAAAAAAGAACAUAGUUUGCAAUAAAGUAAAAAAAUCGUAAGAUAAUUCGCAUAAAGUAGCGAAACUACAUAACGUAAACAAACAAACAAUCUGGCUAAGUGUAGACCAGUACAUUAUCAAGAACACGGCAACGAACUAAAUAAACAUCACAAUAGAAAUUUGUUUUUAUUUUAAAAAUAUUAUAUUAACCAAUUCCAAUAAAAAUCAAUGUCAAAAAUAAAAAAUAGAACAUAAAUUAGGGUAAACUUAAAAAAUAUUAUAAUUAAAACAAAUCAAUGUCAUAUACAUAAAAAAAUAAAAAUUAAACUUUUAAAUAUUGCAAAACUAAGCACAUGCGAGUAAAACUAAUAGAUUUAAAAAUAAUAUAUACUUACUAUAUACGAAAAAAAAUUCCCCUAAAAUGCAAUUGAAUGAAUACUUAAAUAGAGAAGUGGUGACACGGAAGAGAAACUAAGCAAAUAAAUUGAUUGAAGUAUCCAUAUGCAACAGAAACAUAACCUAGAAUUAUUUACGCCCCAAGCUAAGCAUAUACACACUUACAUAUUCAUAGAGGUAUUUAUAUUGAUCGACAAAGGUGCGAGAAAUCAAGCAAAUCAGUUGAACAUAACGGAUGCAAUUCGAUGACUCUCAUCAAAUAGUAAGGGGAGUGAAAUGUCACCGAGAAGUGAGAGACAUGAGCACAUGGACGAAGAGAGGGACAUUCUAACAGGCACAUUGUUGCUGUUCCAUUCUAUUUAAAUAGUUUUUGUGCGUAAAGCAGCUGGGAGUGAGGCGGAGGAGAUGCGCUUCGUUAAAAAUAAUUAUUAUUAAAAUUAUAGGAAAUUUAAGUCUUAAAAUUGGAAAAUUUCAUGAAAUUGCCCAUGUGGUUUGAAGCGCUUUCACAAUUCAAAAUUAGAUUCAAUUCAAUUCAAAUCAUUAAACGUUUUCCAAUUCAACAAAUAUAAGUUGAAAUUUCGCUAUUGUUAGGUUAGGUAUAUCUGGGUGAUCUAAAUCUCUGAUCUGAUCUCACAUAGACCACAAGGGCCCGUAGUGUUACCACUGUUGUUGGAGUCCGGUUAAACAUAGUGCGUGAUGCAUGCCCGUGCGAGUUUUGAUAAACAGUUUAAACUUUUGUCAGCAUUAUUCUUCAGAGAUGAAAAGUAUACCGAUCCCAGAGCAGGACGGUGGCAAUGGAGGUUUUCUAGCGAACCCCUUUUUCUUCACAUAAGUUGCACGCGUCAUUCAGGAACAGUCCCACUUCAGCUGCGUGAUAUCUAUGAAAUUUUUUUAAGAUCAAGUUGAGUAUUCCAAAUUUUCUGGCUGCAAAAAACAAAAAAUAAUAGCAAAAUUUAAUUUAGAAAUUAACAAAAUUAAGUUGCUCAUAUUUUUACUUACUCCAAGCUUUACAAUUAAAAAACAAAAUAAGUUAUAAUUUUCGAAAUAAAACAGGCCAAGGUGAAUUUUGGAAACUAACAAAAUUAAGUUGCUCGUAUUUAUAUUUACUGUAAAUUUUACAAUAAUAAGCUAUAAUUUUCGAAACAAAAUAGAACAACUGAAUACGCGAAAUAUUGACAAAGUUAUGAGAAAAUCUGAAAUAUUUAAGUCUUAAAAUUGGAAACUGGUUAAAUACUUCACAUUUUGACCAAAUUAUAAAUCAUAUAAAAAAUUAUAGUUGCAAAACUAAAUCAUAAAUGAAAAAGUUAAUUAACAAGAAAUAUUGGCUACUGGUGCAAUCUU
This is a messenger RNA of Anastrepha ludens (Mexican fruit fly), 10586 nucleotides long. It is a transcript of the gene Syp, whose product is annotated as heterogeneous nuclear ribonucleoprotein R. The coding region runs from base 4263 to 6377 and encodes 704 amino acids. NCBI's taxonomy places the organism in Eukaryota, Metazoa, Arthropoda, Insecta, Diptera, Tephritidae. The record is from RefSeq and is a predicted model, not a curated record. Gene Ontology annotation, molecular function: mRNA binding. Gene Ontology annotation, cellular component: nucleus; ribonucleoprotein complex. The transcript is spliced from 13 exons.